Molecule: messenger RNA, 598 nt
Organism: Drosophila ficusphila
Lineage: Eukaryota; Metazoa; Arthropoda; Insecta; Diptera; Drosophilidae
Exons: 1
Source: RefSeq, a predicted model, not a curated record
UUAAAAAAUAUAUUCAAAAACAGACUGAGAAAUUGUUGAUAUAUUUGUCAUACAGAAAUUAAAGAAAAGAACAUUUCAAAAUGUCUGCUUCAAGAAACGCAAAACCUACAAUUUCUCAAGAGUUUUUAAUAAUGCGAUCGAAAUACGAAUUGAGAGUAAACCAAUUAGAACGCGAUGUCUACCGCAUUUUGAAAAAAGUUUAUAGGUCGGAAGAUCUAAGUAGCAGUUCUUCAUCGAAAAACCACUCGGAAACGGAAAAAUAUGUGCAUUGGGAGUAUGAUUUGCGAGAUUUUCCCUUGGGGAACAUUGCCAUUAAACUAAAGGAUCAGCAUGUUUAUCUUCAGGCAUUUAGAAGAAGCCGCGGAAAAGAUCUGGAAAUCAAAAGAGAAAUUUUGAUGCCCUGAAAUGUGGACAAGUCCAAAAUAACUGCUAUAUUGACAACCCGCGGUAUUCUAACAUUCUCCGCGCCAAUUGUAAUACCCUUAACGGACGACCAGAAGUUUAUGUUUUGAAUAUUGUUUUUAAAUAUUAUAAAAAUAACCUGUAAUAUAUUUUUAUAAUAUUGAUUUGAUUUUUAUGGUUCUGUAGUUCAGCAGAA